UGUUGCGUGCGAUAAAGACAUCGCGAGCUGUUCUUGCGAUGGUUGUCUGAGUUCUGAAAUAUGUAUUUAUUUCUCUUGGCCUACAUUGGUAACAUCUACCUAGGUAUCUACAUAUGUACUUACACAUACCUAGGUAGGUUACAGGUACAUAGUAGGUAGGGCAGGAGUUGUGGUCGGGUACCUAAGUGGAUCACAUUACAUGUAUUUGUUUUGACGGGAUCGCAGCUCAAUAAUCUUCGAUAACCAGUCGCGGGUUCCUUUAUCCCCAACAACACAGCAUCUUGGCUAUGACGAAGCUUAGCGGGACACGAGAGGCGGGCAAGGCCGAUUCCUGGUACGAAGGGGAUCCCGAUGUCUUGUCGAGUGAGCUAGACAGCUAUCUUAGCGACGUGCCAGCUUCUAUCAACAAUAAGAAUCUUCCCAUACCCGGCGCCAAAGUCAUAAUAGCCCCGCACGCAGGAUACUCAUACUCAGGUCCAUGCGCCGCCUGGGCCUAUAAAUGUCUCGAUCUUAGCAGAGCAAAGCGAAUAUUUCUCCUCGGUCCCUCCCACACCUACUAUCUACGUGGAUGUGCCUUGACCAAGUACGCCCGAUAUGCGACGCCGUUUGGCGAUCUGACCAUCGAUGAACCGAUCGUGCAGAAACUACGGGAGACGGGCAAGUUCCAGGACAUGCCAACGCACAAUGAAAAUGCAGAGCAUUCUCUCGAGAUGCAUCUACCUUACAUACACAAGCGUAUCACCCAGACCUUCCCCUCGGAAGACCAAUACCCUACGCUCGUGCCCAUCUUGGUAGGCGACAACAAGGGGCUGGAGGAGAAGCAAUUCGGGACCUUGCUAGCCCCUUACCUGCAAGAUCCGGAUAACGUUUUUGUAGUGAGCUCCGACUUCUGCCACUGGGGCGACCGAUUCAGCUACACCGCUUAUGCGCCGGGAAGCGACGUGAGUAACCUCACAUCUUUGACGUAUAGGACGCGCAAGCCCGCGGACCCGCCAAUCCAUGAGAGCAUCAAGCUGCUUGACCAACUGGCCAUGGACGCCAUUGCUGGCGGCCAUCACGACGAGUUUGUCGACAACCUCAGGAAGACCAAAAACACGGUCUGCGGAAGACAUCCUAUAGGCGUGACCAUGGCCGCGCUGGAAGAGCUGGCACAGGGGGCUUCCGAUCCGGAUAAGUACAGGUUCGAGUUUGUGCAGUAUCAACGGAGCAGCUUGGUGGAGGUGUACUCAGAUUCGAGCGUGAGUUAUGCGUCUGCGUAUGCGAUUGUCUGAGAGUGGCGUUGUGAAUCUACAGAUUUAGUCUCCUGCCGGCAGGAACCCUCGUGUUCGUGUUCGAGCAUGUUGAGAAUGAUCUAGCUUCUGAUUGCUACUGAAAACAUGAGCCUAGCUCAUCAUGAUCGUAGCCGCUGUGUAUUUAACACCCUAAUUGCCGAAGUAGAGGUAGGGUCUGGUAGGGCUAUCCUUUAUGAGAUCUUAGAGUGGAAAAGAAGCUUAGAGUGCCCCCAUGUGUUUUAGCGUCUUUCUUCACUCUGAAGCGCAUUUCGCACGAGACAAUCUCCUUUCUCGGGGCGACUAGUCUACAAGCAAGGCCGUGUACACGCAGAGAUAAAUUCAGACGACGAAAAUAAGCAGCCAUAGCACAUGCAUAUACAAGAUCAUCGGCAUAGAUCGACGCUCGUUCUCCGACACUUAGUCCCGCAGGCACGAUUUAUCUGGAUGCCUGGGAAAGUGCCUCUAGGUAGAUGUAAGUUAGCGCAUGUAAGCGAUGACAAGCACCACAUCAAAUACCUACAUGCUGGGUUCGAUGGGGGCAUAUCUCGUUGUAGCAGCGCCAAUGAACAGCAUGAUAAAACGUCUGCCUGCCGAUGCGCGGAUGGGGUUGGG
Messenger RNA from Xylaria bambusicola, 1883 nucleotides. RefSeq names its product MEMO1 family. The transcript is spliced from 3 exons. Lineage: Eukaryota; Fungi; Ascomycota; Sordariomycetes; Xylariales; Xylariaceae. The record is from RefSeq and is a predicted model, not a curated record. The coding region runs from base 288 to 1271 and encodes 327 amino acids.